Molecule: messenger RNA, 2340 nt
Organism: Aureobasidium melanogenum CBS 110374
Lineage: Eukaryota; Fungi; Ascomycota; Dothideomycetes; Dothideales; Saccotheciaceae
Product: AAA-domain-containing protein
Exons: 1
Coding region: 1-2340 (779 amino acids)
Cellular component (GO): cytoplasm
Molecular function (GO): ATP binding; ATP hydrolysis activity
Source: RefSeq, a predicted model, not a curated record
AUGGUAGAUUCUACUCUAUUCACUGUAAGGCCAUUGCCUCCUACGACUUCUUUGGAUGGCGCCUUCAGAGUGCACCUCACAGCAAAAGACCUGGAUCUACUCGGACUGAAACUGGGCGAACUUUGUACUCUACAUUCUGGCGAUGGCGCAUCCGCAGUCGGUAUCGCUUGGAGGUCCAUGGACACAAGUGUAAAGCCUCAACUUCACCCUGUCAAAUUGUCGGAGGCUAUGCGCGAUGCGUUUGGCUUUAAACUUGGUAGCCAAAUCACCAUUGAAAAAAUCAACGCAAAAAUUGCCCACGCCGAUCGUGUUGUUGUCAUCGAUGUUUCUGACAGCGAGAAAAUCGAUCUUACCAAGGAUGAUAGAAGCUGGAAAUGGCGUUGUGGUAUGGCUCUGGGCAACGUUGAGGCAAUCACUACUGGGGUGGCUUUUGAGGCCUCAUCUCGUAAAGGACUGAGGAAGCGCUUUCUCAUUGAGCACAUCGAAUCGAGCGAGGCCAACAAGACGCCGGCUUUGUACUUGUUCGACGACAGAAGUCAGAUUGUUCUUCAAGAUGAAGCAUCUGCUGUGACACCUGAGGCACCUAUGCCCCGUUCGAUGGCCGUGACACCAGAAGGAAUCGGUGGUCUAAACAAGCAAAUUGAACUCCUCAACAAGCGUCUCUCACGAUUGAUUGGUGAUAUUAGAGGAAAGAGGUUGCCACCUCAGGUCCAACGCAAUGGAGGCAUUCUUCUCUAUGGUCCCGAAGGAACUGGCAAGACAUUGCUACUCAACCAUCUAUCUGAACAAGCACCCUGGAAGAAGGUUGUCAGAAUUGAUCAGAGCGCGUUAGCCGGAACAUCUAGCAAGAACCAACAAUCCGUACGCAAUCUUUUCGCUGAAGCAGUGGCUCAUCAACCCAGUCUGGUCAUCAUGGACAACCUCGAAGCAAUUGCCGGUACACAACAACGUGAUUUUACCGCAAGCAACCUCGCUCCCGCUUUGGUCGCCGAACUUGACAGACUGCGAAACACACACGUCUUGGUCGUGGCUGCAGCACACAAUCCUAAUGACAUUGACAAAUCUUUGCGCACACCUGGUCGUCUUCGCUACGAGAUCGAGAUACCCAUUCCUGAUAUGAGAGCAAGAAUUCAGAUCCUCAAGGUCAUGCAAGGAGAAACUGGUACUGCUGAGCUUGCCGAGACUAUCGGAGAGCGCACGCACGGUUUUGUCGGACAGGAUCUCGAAGCACUAUUCAACAACGCCCUUGAGCAUGCUCUUGACAGAUAUCAGGAGACAACCACAAACUGGCUUCCUAUUCAGCGCUAUGGCGAUGAUGAUGAAUCUCAACGAACUCUGGUCAACGGCAUGCAAGACUGCAGCAUUGUUGACAGACCUCGCACAUCUGAUACUGACGACACGGAUGACGGUGAUCUCCAGGUAACACUUGCCGAUUACGAGAAAGCUCUGCUGGAAGUCCGCCCGACGGCCAUGCGUGAGAUCUUCCUUGAAACACCCAAGGUACUGUGGUCAGACAUUGGAGGUUCAGGUGAUGUGAAGAAGACACUGAACGAGGUCGUGGAAUGGCCUCUCAAGUUCGAACAGCACAUGCAGGCUUUGAGCUUGACUCCCCAGAAGGGUAUCUUAUUCUACGGACCCCCUGGAUGUUCCAAGACUUUGACAGCCAAAGCUGUUGCAACCGAGUCUGGUCUCAACUUCAUCGCUGUCAAGGGCGCUGAACUUACUUCCAUGUAUGUUGGAGAGUCUGAACGCUCGGUCCGCGAAGUGUUCCGUAAGGCUCGCGCCGCUGCUCCUAGCAUCAUCUUCUUCGAUGAGAUUGACUCUAUUGGCUCGGAGCGUGACUCAUCCGGUACCAAAGGCUUGAAUGUGCUUACCACUCUGCUCAACGAGAUGGAUGGUAUCGAGAGUCUCAAGGGCGUACUCGUCUUAGCGGCUACCAACAAGCCUGAAGUGUUGGACCCUGCUCUCUUACGCCCUGGUCGCUUCGACAGUCUCAUCUACAUCUCACCACCAUCGCAGUCAGCCCGUAAGGAGAUCCUGCGCAUUCGCACCAACAAUGUACCACUGGCCGAUGACGUGGAUAUCGACGAUCUGUCUAUUCGCACAGAAGGAUUCUCAGGAGCCGAAAUUGUGGAGAUCUGCUUGAAUGCCAGUCGUGCUGCUAUGCGUAGAAGAGUUGCAAUUGUCACCUCGGACAACAACGCUUCAGACAUCGGAGAGCAGAUGAAGGUCUCAAAGGACGACUUUGACGUUGCGCUGUCGACUGCAGUACGCAGAAUCACUCCAGAGAUGACUGAAGGUUACGAGCACUGGCGUGAUGGACUUACCAAGAAGCUCUAG